AUGUCGGAUUUGAUAAAUAAUCUGGAUAUCGGAAACUUGGCAAAUCGGACAUUGUUUAUCUAUUUUGCAAUUCUGGUAUCAAUCUACAUUUCAAGUGUGUUCAUUAUUUUCCCAUUAUUCAUUCAUUUCACAAAAAUCAAUAGAGAAAAAGAUCGAGAAUCGUCGAUUUUUCAAAUCUCAAGUCAUCUAUAUCGAAUCACAGUCAUCUCACAAUAUUUGAUCUUAACUUUAGCGUUCGCACUACUUUUCGUCUUUCUUAUAAUCACAGAUGUUUUAACCACCUAUAAAUUUCGCCUGAUGUUUUGGUCAAUUGUAAUGUUUAUGGGUAUAUUUAUUUAUGCUUUUAAUCAAAUAGUUGUUCCAAUUCAAAAUCUUUUAAUAUUCCUUCUGGCUCUUCAAAGAUUUCUUCUUUAUUUCUAUCCAAGUUAUGAGAAAUAUAUUGUUCCCAGUGAAAAACGAUUCAAAUGUUUUUUGAAAUGGUUAUACUUCAGUUUUAUUUUUGGAAAUAUAACGUACACAAUUUUUCUUUUUAAAUCAUAUUUCUGGGACAAUGCGCAAAAUUACGAUCCAAGUUGGUCUAUGUUAAAUUCAGUAAGUGUUUCCGUUUUUCCGUAUUAGAAAAUUCAAUUAUAGGCUGUUUAUAUAAUCAUGGACUUGCUUGUGAUAUUCUCAUCUAUUUUUUACAUUUGUAUUUUGAUAAGUGUUCGGAAAAUUACAAGACUUGCUUCUAGUGUUAUGAAAAACCGUCCCGAAAAAGCAAUUCUCUAUCAUACUUUAGUUUUAUUAUUUGUGAAACUGUUUUGUAUUCCAAUGGUUUUACUUCUCCUAUUGUUUGCUUCCAUUGAAGAUCUGAGCGAUAAGUUCAAUUUGGUAAUUCUAUUUCGUUAUUUUCAACCUAAUCAUUAUUUUAUUAGAUUUACUUCUCACUAUUUUUCAUCGAUAUUCUAACAACUCCAAUAGUAUUCCAAAUCACAUAUAUUUUUUGCAACAAAACGAAUCUGGAAGCCUUGCUGAAAAUGAAUUUCAAAAAAUUGAAAACUUGGAUGAUUGUUUGUUGCGGAGCAUCUUCAAAUAUGAUUGAAAAUCACCAUGAAGUAUAUAGCACGAACAAAACAUCGGUGGUUGUUCAGAACACUUGA
This is a messenger RNA of Caenorhabditis angaria, 1139 nucleotides long. The record is from the annotation of a GenBank genome assembly. Lineage: Eukaryota; Metazoa; Nematoda; Chromadorea; Rhabditida; Rhabditidae.